Messenger RNA from Talaromyces rugulosus, 2802 nucleotides. RefSeq lists its product as uncharacterized. The record is from RefSeq and is a predicted model, not a curated record. NCBI's taxonomy places the organism in Eukaryota, Fungi, Ascomycota, Eurotiomycetes, Eurotiales, Trichocomaceae. Gene Ontology annotation, molecular function: DNA-binding transcription factor activity, RNA polymerase II-specific; zinc ion binding. The transcript has 6 exons. Gene Ontology annotation, biological process: regulation of DNA-templated transcription. Bases 1 to 2802 code for a protein of 933 amino acids.
AUGUCGGACCCCGAGGAUCUUUAUGUCAAUGAAUUUUUCUCCACCGUCUCUCUUCCAGAUGACCCUUUAUUGCCACCUUUCCUUCCUGACCAUAUUGAAUCUCACUCUGUGCCUUGGCAUCAUGACUUUCCAAAUGAUUAUAUAUCUAGUGGUGCAGUGGAACUCUUUGGUCAUUUUCCAGAACCAGAUAACGAUGUGUUCAUGUCAGAGAGCCAAACUCCGGGACCAACUCAGGAAGACCCUAUAAAUACUGUUGGCGAUCCUUCAAAUAGACUCAUUCUAGAGUCUUCAAACCAGUCUAGCGAAACCUCUACACAUUUCAUAGAUCCUUCUCUCCUAGUACAAAACUGCGAUGAGAAUAUCUCCGAUCUGAUACAAGAUAUUCCUUCCCCUAAUCCUUGUUUAUUCGAUGGAGAAGCUGGUCCAUUAGAUCUUACCGAGCUUAGACAGCCUGAGCGUAUGUCUUGCAGCAUGCUGUUAUCUGCAUCAGAAGACCUUGAGAGUCGGGUUAUAGAAUCUAAAAAUUCUAUGCCCUCUGGUUCGGAUGCACCUAUCUCGAUGACUAUCACCUCCCAGAAGAGGAAGAAUUUUGGGCCUUCUCGAGACUAUGUACUGCCUCCAUUGAAAAAAGGUGGAAGGCGUCGGAAGAUGACUCAAACAGAGCGAGAGAACCACGAGAGAAUGAGGGAACAGGGGGCUUGUAUUACAUGCCGUAAGAAGAAAAAAAAGUGUAAUGGCGAAAUUCCGUGUAGCUUCUGUCUGAAGAAUCUAGGACCAAAGCUCUCAAAGCAGCCUUGUACAAAGGCCACGUUCUCUGACAUAGUUGAGCAAAACCCUUGUUUUGAAUUCUCUAAUAUUUACCAGACUCUUGUUAUUGAAACAUGCGAUAACAUGUCUUUUCUCCAGCAAUUCGUUACAGCCUUUAGCCUCGCAGAAGCCGGAUUUUGGCUAGAGCUGGUUCCCGAUAUUCCACUCUAUGCAGGGGCUAUGACCUCCUGGAAUAUCGCAGUUCUGAUGUUUAUGUCAGUUCCUGCAAUUAGGGAUCUUGCGAUAACUGCUGACUUCAACCUCCUGCCACCACUUGCGCCAUUCAUAAAGAAAGCACCAACUGAACUCAUGAAAACGGAGGAAUUUAAAGGUGGAAGGCCCCCAUGUUUCUUUGAUCCCAGUCUUAAGAAUUUGGAUCAUAGGACGUUGUUUACAAAAAAACUUCUCUUCUGUGCAUGUCGUUCUCGUACUUUCGCACUAUACGAUUCAACAGCCACCCUACACGAUAUGGGUGAUAACGAAGCCGUUCAAAAUGCAGCCCAGCUAGUGGAUUGGUUUGCAACACGCUAUUUUGAAAUUGACAUAUUUUGCUACCUGCAGAAGUCAGUAAAUAAGUUAUAUAAACUUUCAAUUUCGGAUCUCUAUGACGUCAUUACUUCACUUCUUGGGGUAAUUGGGCUACUAUCAGGCUAUUGGGAACAUUCUGCUGAAUUAUCUCCAAAGCAACAGUCUCUUGACCAAGAAACGAUCAGGAAAUGGACAGACCGCCAUCAACGCCUGUAUAUGGCUCUCUUCGUUUAUGCUAACAUCGCGAUUUCAAACCUCCCGUCUUGGUCGAGCUGCUGGGAGGAGCUAGAACGAAAGUUUUUGAUUAAAUUCACGCAACAAGAAUUUCGAGAUAUGUUUACUGACUUUGAAUCUUUCAAAUCGAAGUUGGAAGUAAAAGAAAAACAGAUAUCGGCGCCUUUAGAUCGUCUCUCGCUUCGAUCUAAAAUACUAGAAGAAUUUUAUCCCAACUUCGAAGAAGAAACACCUGAUCAAUUUGAAUUACCGGAAGACUUCUUUGAAUUCCCGAGGAAACUUCAAAGUGGCCUGGUGGACGAAGCAUAUGAGCAAUUUGACCUACUUCAUAUGGAUGGACUAUUAUCAGCGACCAUGUCCGGAAAUUUCGAUGAAGUGCGGGUCUCCAAGUUCUAUAGUCUUGCGAAUAUUGACUGGGAGCUCGCAAUCGAGCGUCUUUCGUUGGGCCAUUUUGACGGUGACAAUGUCAAUGACAUGUUAUUAUUUCAUUUGGCCUGCAUAUUGAGAUCCCGCUUAUAUAUGACUCAGGGAUGCUCUGCCAUCAAAGCAAAUUAUGCUAAAGAUGGCUUUAUUCCACAGACAUUUGUUCAGGAUCUGGAGAAUCUUAUCAAGGAAUUAAUGUCCAAGGAAAAUACAGCAAUGCAUUCUUCUUAUCGAAAGGAACGCAGAGGGGUAUUGUUGUAUAUCCGUGAAGGCCUACGCUGGUUGGAGCUCAAGAGUCUAAUUGGAGGCGAGGAAAUUUAUCUUCUUGAUAACCCAGUUGAAUUUUGCGAGUUUGAGGACAAAUUGCCUCCAUUUGACAUUCCUUUGACAUUGAAAUAUGGCGGUGAUGAAGACUUUGAUCGGCUAAAAAGGCUGCUUGUGUCAUCUCAAUCCUGGGUGCAAGAAACCUGCGCGCAACUUCAAGGAAUGGUCAGCUGGAUAAAGGAGGCCACAUUUGCCUGCAAAUCAGAUAGAGACACUGCGCUCAGUUUAUCAAGGCUAAUCCAGCAAAAGGUUAAGAGUAUCUUUGGAGAUGUUGCCUUGCUUGGCCAGUCGUCUACACGUCGGGCUAUUCACAAAUUGGCACCCUUUUUGGAGGGCAGCCCUGAUGAAGUCGAUAAACUCAUACGAGCUAUGGUCGAACGAAAAGACAACUUGAGUUUCAACGAAGACGAAGAUGAAGGCAAAGAUGAAGACGGAGAUGAGACGGCUUCGUUGAUUAAGAGCGUACAAUCGUUGCUAUUUGGUUAA